GCGCGGCGGCGGCGGCGAUGGGGAGCCGGGGCGUGCGGCUCCGGGGGUAGAAGGAGGCUGGGGCGCGUCUGCCGCCACCCGGGAGGCCCGGCUGCAGGAGAAACUGGGAGAUAGAAUAAAUCUUCGUAGACAACUUGGCUGCAAGCAGUUAAACUGAAAUUAACUGCUGCCUUCUGGCUGCAGAGCGCUAGUCUGACAGUCCUGCGUGAUACUCUGCAGACUAAAUCAUGCCAGCGUUAUCAGCUGGAUCUGGAAGUGACACAGGUCUGUACGAGCUGUUGGCUGCAUUGCCAGCCCAGCUGCAGCCACAUGUGGACAGCCAGGAAGACCUGACCUUCCUCUGGGAUAUGUUUGGUGAAAAAAGCCUUCAUUCACUGGUGAAGAUUCAUGAAAAACUGCAUUAUUAUGAAAAACAGAACCCGGUGCCCAUACUCCAUGGUGCAGCAGCCUUGGCAGAUGAUCUGGCUGAGGAGCUGCAGAGCAAGCCACUGAGCAGUGAGAUCAGAGAACUGUUGAAACUCCUGUCAAAACCCAAUCUCAAGGCUUUGCUCUCUGUACAUGAUACUGUUGCUCAGAAGAACUACGAUCCUGUCUUGCCCCCCAUGCCUGAUGAUAUUGAUGAGGAAGAAGAUUCAGUUAAAAUAAUCAGGCUUGUCAAAAACAGGGAACCAUUGGGAGCUACUAUUAAAAGGGAUGAACAUACUGGUGCAAUUGUGGUGGCCAGGAUAAUGCGUGGAGGAGCUGCAGAUAGAAGUGGUCUUAUUCAUGUUGGUGAUGAACUGAGGGAAGUCAAUGGGAUUCCUGUAGAUGAUAAAAAACCUGAAGAAAUAAUACAGAUUCUGGCUCAGUCUCAAGGAGCAAUUACAUUUAAAAUUAUACCUAGUGUGAAGGAAGAAAUGCCAGUGAAGGAAGGCAAGAUGUUUAUCAGAGCCUUAUUUGACUAUGAUCCUAAUGAGGAUAAAGCCAUUCCUUGUAAAGAAGCUGGACUUGCUUUCAGAAAAGGAGAUAUCCUUCAGAUCAUGAGCCAGGAUGAUGCAACCUGGUGGCAGGCCAAACACGAAGGUGAUGCCAAUCCCAGAGCAGGCUUGAUCCCUUCAAAGCAUUUCCAGGAGAGGAGAUUUGCACUAAGAAGACCAGAAGUGCAGAUUCAGCCACUGAAAAUUUCCAACAGAAAAUCAUAUGAGGAAGCGGUUGAGUGUGAGGAAAUUGAAGAAGAUGCUGAAUGUGCUGGUCACAACAGUGGAUCCUAUCUAGCUGGUUUUAGAAGAAGCUUUCGUCUUAGCAGAAAAGAUAAAAAAACAAACAAAUCUAUGUAUGAGUGCAAGAAGAGUGAUCAGUAUGAUACAGCAGAUAUCCCAACAUACGAAGAAGUUGCAAAAUAUAGACGACAACUUAAUGACAAAUACAGGCUUGUAGUUUUGGUUGGUCCUGUAGGAGUUGGACUGAAUGAACUUAAACGGAAAUUGCUGAUCAGUGACACCCAGCAUUAUGGGGUAACAGUGCCACACACUACCCGUCCAAGGAGAAGCCAAGAAAGUGACGGUGUUGAAUACAUUUUCAUUUCCAAGCACUUGUUUGAGACAGACGUGCAGAAUAACAAGUUUAUCGAGUAUGGCGAGUAUAAGAACAACUACUAUGGUACAAGUUUAGACUCUGUUCGAUCAGUUCUAGCUAAAAACAAAGUUUGUUUGUUGGAUGUGCAGCCUUAUACAGUGAAACACUUACGGACAUACGAAUUUAAACCAUUUGUUAUAUUUAUAAAGCCUCCAUCACUUGAUCGUUUGAGAGAAACCAGAAAAAAUGCCAAGAUUAUUUCAAGUAAAGAUGAUAAGGGGACUGCAAAACCCUUUACAGAAGAAGAUUUUCAAGAAAUGAUUAAAUCUGCCCACGUGAUGGAGAGCCAGUACGGCCACCUUUUUGAUAAGGUGAUAGUCAAUGACGACCUCGCCACAGCUUACAGUGAGCUUAAAGCAACUUUUGACAGGUUGGAGACCGAGACCUUCUGGGUUCCCGUCAGCUGGCUACAUUCAUAAUAACCUUUCAAACCGACAAAGCAUCUGCUGUUGCCUCAGCAUCUAAAUAUGGGCACGGUUAGGCACUACUCAACGGCCGAUUUCUUGGUAGGAGGGCUUUCUAACUCUACCUGAGCAGCAGGUACACUCUUCAUGCACGUGGAACUGGUCUUGUUUUCCUGUGUCUUCAAUCCUUCUGCCCCCAAACUGGGGGCAGAAGAGUCAGAUUAAACCGAAGUCUUACUGUGCUCCAUAAAGUGAGCUAAUACUAGUGUAACAAAACUGCCAAACACCUCUUUAUCAUCAUCUGUGUAUUCCCAAGGUAAGCUUUUUUAACAGAGAGUUUGCAGAAGAUACUAAUUAAUACUGCAGAUCAGCACUUUGAUGGUUUUAAGCGUAACUGCUCCCAUAAAGCGCACAUCGGCUCUUGGAAGUUAUUACCCCAUAAGUGCUGAAGAGAACUGAAACAGGCAAGUGACCAAUAUUUUUAUGAGGAAGACAUUGUAGUUUUAAUUACGUAUCAAGUGUUUUUACUUUUCUAGAUGUGAACUUUGUCUUAUAUGUACAGAGUGAUUUUAGUAUUCCUUUGCACUUACGGUGUCAUGGAAAGAAAGAUGUAUUCCGUAGCUUAAUUGUGGAAUACUCUGCUGUGAGCAUGCAUGGAUUGAAAAUAUUUUCACCCAUGCUUUGUGGCACAACAAAGAAAACUCAUGGGAAUAUUUAUUUAAAUAGGGAAAAAUGUGAGUUACUAUGUAUAUAACUUCAAAGUCUUUGGGAUUAAUCUUCUGUAAAAUCAGUGACAAAUUGAUAUGAAUACCAAAAAAGUAGAGCAACUUUUUUUUUUUUUUUCCUUUGAGUUGAUUUCAAACAUUUUUGGCACCCUUUAGAACAAUUUUUCCAUCAGAAAUUUUCAGACAAUUACUGAGGAAACCUUGGGGAUCUGGGAAGCAGUUGCAAGAGAUUAAUUCUUUUUGUUGUGUAGUAUGUAGUGAUACUUUUCAGUAGUGUAACAGAUACUUUGUCUCCACUCAACCAUAAAUUAAUGCUGUAGACUUCACUGAAAAA
Molecule: messenger RNA, 3077 nt
Organism: Tyto alba (common barn owl)
Lineage: Eukaryota; Metazoa; Chordata; Aves; Strigiformes; Tytonidae
Gene: MPP7
Product: membrane palmitoylated protein 7
Exons: 20
Coding region: 228-2033 (601 amino acids)
Biological process (GO): protein localization to adherens junction
Cellular component (GO): plasma membrane; cell-cell junction
Molecular function (GO): protein binding
Source: RefSeq, a predicted model, not a curated record